GCUCUGCCACAAUCUGCACUAGUGGGGUUGCUUAUAAUCACCCCGCUAUCAUGGUAGAGCUCUGAAGCAAGGUCCAGAAACUUCCAUUCCUGAGGCCUUAAUUCAACACUCCUUACUGAACUCAUCUCACAACACCACUUCUAUAGCGGUGCCUGAUACGCAUUAAAGUCUACAAAAAUGCCUGUUGAUUAUAGCAAAUGGGACGCACUGGAACUCAGUGACGACUCCGACAUCGAAGUGCAUCCUAAUGUCGACAAGCGAUCGUUUAUCCGCGCGAAGCAGAAUCAGAUCCACCAGGAGAGACAGCACCGAAAGUUACAAAUCGAGACCUACAAGUAUGAGCGUGUGGUCAACGAUGGUUUGCUGAAGCGAAUUUCCGGGCUUCUGGCAUCGCUGCGAGCCCAUGCCUCCGAGGCAGCCACCAGAAAUCCGGCAGAAGUUGCCUUUCAAGCCGUCAUGGAAUCAGCUGGAGAUCCCAAAGAUGACAAGCCACCUUCACCACCCGAGGGUGUUCAUACCCAGGAAAAGGAACAACCGUCAUACACUAAGAUGAUGGCAACACUCCUAGACCAAGUCAAUAAGGCUUUGGAUGAGAAGAAACCGGAAAACAGAUACGAAGCUAUGAUUGCUGAGAUUCAGUCACACGAGGAUAAAAUAAUGAACUUGCAGGAACAGCUGGUAGCUAAGUUGGAGGAGUUGCAGAAGGAGGAAGGCCGAAAGAUCACAAGUGAGGGCAUCCACACAGGCUUUGAUAGCUCGCAUGUCGCCAAGUCGAAGCCCGAGGAGAAGAAGGACUCUACACAGGUAGAGCUUCUGAACCCUAGUUUCGCGGAAACCUCCUCAAGCUCGACAUCCGGAAACCAAGAAGUCAAGGUGGACGAUGACAGCGAUAUCGAAUCUUCACCGGCCGGAAAGAAGUUUGGCACCAUUAGGGCAAACGACUAUGCGGCUAGUCUCCAAUUCCUGUCGCAGAAUCCUCAGCUGUUGGUUGAGAGGGAGACAGAUGGCCUUCUGGUUCAGGCUUUCGAUGCCGCUCUGGAGAACAAGGAUGAGUUAUCGCGACAAUUAGUGCACCAGGCUCUACUUCUACAAUACUGUAGAGCUCUUGGCAAGGACGGUGUCGGGCUUUUCUUCAAACGUAUCACAACCAAGGGCCAUCAAGCACAGGAUGUAUUCUAUAAGGAUGUGCAAGACACAUAUAUGAAGAUUCGAACCCGUUCCAGGGAGAUUUUAGCCGAGCGAGCCAAAGAAGGGCAAACUGAAGGCAUCGAGCAAAUUCAGCUGCAUGCCGUGGAGCCUGGUACGGUCAUCAACAUCAAGGUUCCUGCGGCAGACAGCGAGGACCCCGAAGAGCAGGAAGCGCGCAAGAUCUUCGAAAGUUUCAGACCCGAGAUGCGCAAGGCCCUGGAGACGGGCAACUUGGACGAAGUGAACAAGGCGCUGGGUGAAAUGAAGAUUGACGAGGCUGAGGAGCUCGUGGGUCUCUUUGGCGAGGCCAACAUUUUGAGCUUGGAGGAAGAAAUCAUUGACGCUACAACAGAGGAGGGGAAAAAGCAGCUAAAAGAGAUUGAAGCCGCGGCUUCUGUGGACAAGAAAGAAGAAUACGGAGAUCCUGAGUAAGCUAAUACGCAAAGAUAAGGACUUACUCGGUGAUGGAUAUAUGAAGUCUUGGAAUGAGGCCUGCAUAGUUCAAUGGUCAUGGGUUAGAAAAAUGUUACCGAGCCUGCAUCGAGGGGUUUCUGAAGUUUAUAUUAGCUAAGUAAAGAAACGCGAUUAAUCGCCGCAAACGUAUACCUACUUAUAAACCAAUCGUCGUGUUUGGUACGACAAAAAGUGAUGUUCGCC
This is a messenger RNA of Fusarium redolens, 1845 nucleotides long. RefSeq lists its product as uncharacterized. NCBI's taxonomy places the organism in Eukaryota, Fungi, Ascomycota, Sordariomycetes, Hypocreales, Nectriaceae. The coding region runs from base 178 to 1620 and encodes 480 amino acids. The record is from RefSeq and is a predicted model, not a curated record. Gene Ontology annotation, cellular component: cytoplasm. Gene Ontology annotation, molecular function: protein-folding chaperone binding; protein kinase binding; heat shock protein binding. Gene Ontology annotation, biological process: protein stabilization; protein folding. The transcript has 3 exons.